Punica granatum (pomegranate) is the source of this 2302-nucleotide messenger RNA. Lineage: Eukaryota; Viridiplantae; Streptophyta; Magnoliopsida; Myrtales; Lythraceae. The record is from RefSeq and is a predicted model, not a curated record.
GAGUGAGCUGGUCAGCACUGUCGUCGGAUGUUUCUCGGCAGCACCGAACAGACGAUGUUUUUUUUUUUUUUUUUUAACUGAUUCCUUCUCCUCCGACAUAUAUAAUAUUUCCGCAAUUCUUUCUUUUUAUACAUAAAAAAAUCGUUUCUUGAUAAAGAAAUCUUGGAACUAAAGCCCCCCUCCCGUUAAGAAGCACUAUCUUCUUCUUCUUCUUCCCCCUUUCGUCAAUUUCCCCCUCUGUAUCUUUCUCCCGCUGAAGCUUUGAUCUCCGAAUCUUUCAACCCUUUUGGUCAGCUCCAAGAAUUCACUCCAGAUUUGAUUGGGGCAGAGUAAGACUGCUCGUGUUAAGAGUUGCAUCCCUUCUGUUCCCUCCUCCAGCUCUGUUUCGUGUUUGCAUUUUCUGAUCUGAUGUCGGGCUUGGUUUGAAUGGUUGAACUUUGAGGGUUCUUCUCUGAUCUGGGUAUCUUGCAAAUUCUUUGUAUUAGUGUGCGUAGUUGAAGAACGUUGUUAUUGGAUGAGGAAAAAGCUCUGAGGGGUCAUUGGUCAUUGCCUUUAUGGGCAACACAUGCCGGGGGACAUUCAAAGAGAAGAACUACCAGGGCUCCAAUCAGCCCCAAGAACCUUCGGCCAACUCGAAGCGGAACACUCCCUCUGACCGCUCCAUUUCCGAUUACUCUCCGACUACCUUGAACUCCCAGAACCUCAUUGCCCAGGAAUUCGCCAAAGAAAACCUGAAAAAGGAAAGCACCGCCACCACCAACAAUAACAGUAACAGUAAUAACAACAGUUUGCCAGUUUCGAGUAAUAAGAAGGACAGCAUCAUGAGGAGGGGCAUCGAUAACCAAUCGUACUAUGUUUUAGGCCACAAGACCCCUAACAUUCGGGACCUUUACCUCUUGGGCCGUAAAUUGGGGCAAGGUCAGUUUGGAACAACUUAUCUCUGCACAGAGAUUGCCACAGGGAUUGAUUAUGCUUGCAAGUCGAUCUCAAAGAGGAAGCUGAUAUCGAAGGAGGACGUGGAGGAUGUUCGGAGGGAGAUUCAGAUAAUGCACCACUUGGCAGGUCAUAAGAAUAUCGUCACUAUUAAAGGUGCUUACGAGGAUUCUUUGUAUGUUCAUAUCGUGAUGGAACUUUGCUCGGGCGGGGAGUUGUUCGACAGGAUUAUUCAUAGGGGGCACUAUAGUGAGAGAAAGGCUGCAGAGUUGACUAAGAUUAUUGUCGGGGUUGUUGAAGCUUGUCAUUCUCUUGGAGUUAUGCAUAGAGAUUUAAAGCCCGAGAACUUUUUGCUGGUCAACAGGGAUGAUGAUUUCUCUCUUAAAGCCAUCGAUUUUGGGCUGUCUGUCUUCUUCAAACCGGGCCAGAUUUUCACAGAUGUAGUUGGGAGCCCAUACUAUGUGGCUCCUGAGGUGCUUAAGAAGCAGUAUGGACCAGAAGCAGAUGUUUGGACUGCAGGAGUCAUAUUGUAUAUAUUGCUGAGUGGUGUUCCACCAUUCUGGGCAGAGACGCAGCAGGGAAUUUUUGAUGCAGUGUUGAAGGGGCAUAUUGACUUUGAAUCAGAUCCGUGGCCUGUUAUAUCAGAGAGUGCGAAAGACCUUAUUAGGAAGAUGCUUUGCUCUUGUCCUUCAGAUCGCUUGACUGCCCAUCAAGUAUUAUGUCAUCCAUGGAUUUGUGAGAAUGGAGUCGCACCUGACAGAGCACUAGAUGCAGCAGUGAUGUCACGGCUCAAACAGUUCUCUGCUAUGAAUAAGUUGAAGAAAAUGGCUCUAAGGGUUAUAGCUGAGAGCCUCUCUGAGGAGGAGAUUGCUGGUCUAAGAGAGAUGUUCAAGGCAAUGGAUACUGAUAACAGUGGCGCGAUAACUUUUGAUGAGCUAAAAGCUGGUCUUCGAAGAUAUGGCUCCACAAUGAAAGACACGGAGAUUCGUGAUCUCAUGGAUGCGGCUGAUGUGGACAACAGUGGGACCAUAGACUAUGGGGAAUUUAUUGCCGCGACCAUACACCUAAAUAAGCUCGAGCGAGAGGAACAUCUUGUGGCGGCAUUUCGCUACUUUGACAAGGAUGGAAGUGGUUAUAUCACGGUUGAUGAGCUUCAACAAGCUUGUGCGGAACACAACAUGACUGAUGUUUUCCUUGAAGACAUAAUCAAAGAAGUUGACCAGGACAAUGAUGGAAGAAUUGAUUAUGGUGAAUUUGUAGCAAUGAUGACAAAGGGGAACAUGGGUGUCGGGAGACGGACCAUGAGGAACAGUCUCAACAUCAGCAUGAGGGAUGCUCCUGGUGCUCUGUAGCUUCCAAAUUUGUAAAA